GCUCUACGAUCUCGGACGUCGGGUUACGCGCGUCGCGGAGGCGGCUACGGACUGAGAUACCGGCACCCAGCUCCAGGGCCGGGGUCGCGGCUGGGCAGCGCGGCCCGGGCUGCAGCGAGGCCGGCGGCCCCUCGCGCCCUCCCGUCAGGCCGCCAUGCAAGGCCCGGGAGGGAACGUGAGCCGCGGGCCGGCCUCCACGGUCGCGUCCGGGGCGGGCCGCUGUGAGAGCGGCGCGCUCAUGCACAGUUUCGGCAUCUUCCUGCAGGGGCUGCUCGGCGUCGUGGCCUUCAGCACAUUGAUGCUUAAACGCUUCAGAGAACCAAAGCAUGAAAGACGGCCAUGGAGAAUAUGGUUUUUAGACACUUCCAAACAAGCCAUAGGGAUGCUGUUCAUCCACUUUGCAAAUGUGUACCUAGCAGAUCUCACUGAAGAGGACCCUUGUUCACUGUACCUCAUCAACUUUCUUCUGGACGCCACUGUAGGCAUGCUUCUCAUUUAUGUGGGCGUACGUGCCGUCGGUGUCUUGGUAGAGUGGCAGCAGUGGGAAUCCCUGCGUUUUGGAGAAUAUGGAGACCCUCUGCAGUGUGGGGCCUGGGUAGGGCAGUGUGCCCUCUACAUCGUGAUCAUGAUCUUUGAAAAGUCCGUGGUCUUCAUCGUCCUUCUUAUACUCCAGUGGAAAAAGGUGGCCCUAUUGAAUCCAAUUGAAAACCCAGACCUGAAGCUGGCCAUCGUCAUGCUGAUAGUCCCCUUCUUUGUCAAUGCUUUCAUGUUCUGGGUAGUGGACAAUUUUCUCAUGAGAAAGGGGAAGACGAAAGCUAAACUGGAAGAAAGAGGAGCCAGCCAGGACUCGAGGAAUGGGAGCAAGGUUCGCUACCGAAGGGCAGCAUCCCAUGAGGAAUCUGAGUCUGAGAUCCUGAUCUCAGCUGACGACGAGAUGGAGGAGUCUGACGCCGAGGAGGACCUCCGGAGACCUGUGAAGAAGAAGCACCGCUUCGGGCUGCCUGUAUGACACAUUCCCACGCUGCGGGUGACAGUCCUGGGGCCCAGCCCUGCAGCAGCGUUGCUUCCCUCCUCUCUACCCUCCUCUUCUACCUCCACUCCUCCUGCUGUCUCUGCCCGCUCUCCACCCGCCCCAGACGACUGUGACUUAAAAGAGGGAAGAGGACCAGUGCCUGAGGGGGCUGUGGGCAGCUGGAGUUCCCACUCAGUUGCACUACAAACACUGACCAAAUAUGCAAGCGAAGAGCUUUGUUUGUUUGUUGUUGUCCCUUUGGGGUGCUGUGAGACCCCCUGUCCUGUCUGACCAAGUGGCAUGGUGGAAGGAAACAGCACACAGACUGUUGCAGGGCCUGGAGCUGAGGCUGCCAACCUUGUGGACGAGUGACGUGCUUGCGGUUAGCAGUUGCUGGUUGACCCAAGUUGGAACAGGAAUGCUUUCUUAACUCAAAAUGGCUUUUGUAACUCUUUAUUUCUAAAGCCAAUUUUAUGAGCUGUGACAGUGUUACUGUUUUUUGAGUAUGUGUUUAUUUCCUACAAAGUCUCUAUGGGUCUAAUGGGCAACAGAUUUUUAAGUCUUCCGUAUGCUGUUUGACUUUUAUAUUUUUAAGUUAUAUUUUCAUACUAUUGUAUUUAAAACUCUUUUUAAUCCCCAAAGACAUGGAUUUGUUCGCCUUUCAUGGGGUAUGAGCUGGUGGGAAAUGGGUAAAACUGAGGAGGUUUUUAGCCAGGAAUAUUGUUAGGUAACGUCAGUGAUGAGGUAAAUGGUCUUGAUGGGAAGGUAGAGAGAUAGAGCUUAUCUGUGGUCACAGAUCCAUAGUUAAGGUCAGAACUUUCUCAGGAGGCAGCUACUCAGGUAGAUCUGUGUGCUCCAGUGUAGGGACAGACAGAGCCCUGCCAGGGCUAUAAGCUGUCAGGUUAGAGGCAUUGGUUAAACUUCAUUCAGGAAGGAGCCCAGGAGUUAGGCAUUUGUGUCCAGAGGACUCAAGGCCACCAGGCUACUCCCACUGGUUUCCUGCCUCUCUCAGUCUCUAAAUUGCAAGUGUUAGAAUGGCCCGGUCUCGACUACCGGAACAGCAGCUUGCAGAGCCAACCUUUGCCCUGGUCUGUCACCAGCUGUCACCUGCUUGCUUGCUCAGCUGUCUUCCUGGCUGGAAAAGCCUGUCACCGUGCCCUCCAAAGUUGUGAAGUGACUGCAGCAGAGCAGACACUGGUGAGAGCCAUGUUUGAAUGUGUAGGUUAUAUGAGGCAUUUCUAACUGGCUCUUCUUUGCUGGCCACACCCACUCCUCAGCCUGGCUGCGGUUUACCUGUGGUCCAGGCUGGCCUGGGAGCAGUGGGGCGGGGCUGUCUGAUAGCCUGUCAGUGCAGCCGGCAGCACAGCGGUAAGGAGCACAAGGACACCCCACCACCUCAUGGGCUGGAGGAAAGACAAGCACAGAGGACAGCUCUCCUCAGAACCUCCUAAGCCUGGAUCAGAGUGUACUUUGCAUAUGCAUACAGGAUCUAAAUAUGCUUGUGACCUGUGACCCUAGCCCUUACCCAGGGUACCCAGGGCUGUCUUCUGCCACUUGAAGUCUUACUUGUCGUAGACAGAAGGGUAUGCUCUGGGUGGCUCUCUCAGCUCAUUGUCUAGUGCAAGCACUGCUGAGAAGAGUGAGUCUGCUGUGGAGGCUUCACUUUCCAGUCAGGCAGAGGUCAUGACCUGGAAUGGAUUGGCCAGGUCCUGCCUUCUUCCCGUUUCCCAUUUCCCGUUUCCCUUCCAUCCCGUCCUACAUUCUCUCCCCUUCUCUAGUGAGCUUCCACUCAGCUGUGUGGAAGGGUACAGCUCACACUCCUGGUGAGAUGGCCAGCUCCCAGGGGCGUUGCUGACGUCAUCCUUACAUCCCCUUCCUGUUUCGCUGUGCUUUAGCUGGCCUGUGCUGUGCACACCCCUGCUGUCCUUCUGGAGCUCAGAGCUCAAACCUCAUUUUCAGACUUGAGGCACGGAGGCGGGGGAAACACUAUCAAGGAUGGAAACUCCCGGUGCACAGCCUCCCACAGGGGAUCCGUAAGGUCCUCCCAGCUCCCAGGCACAGGGCCUGGAGGACAGAAAGGAAGUGAGUGCAGGUUCCUUCUGCGUCCUGAUUUCCACUAAGGGCUAUAGUCGCUAGCUGCAGCUGUAGAGCUGGCUCAGCAGGAGAGGAGGUCCAACAGGUAUCCGCUACUGGAGCCUGUAUGUGUGUAGGCUUGAUGUGUGUUUGUCCUUCCCUCUUCCUGUGUGGAUGUGCGCACGCACUCAUGCAGCAUAAGCACAUACACUCACACAAUUCUGCGUCCCUCAGGAGAGCCUCUGGUGGCUGACAAGGUCUUCUGUUACUAUGGUGCACUGUCUCACUGGUAUGGAUGUAGAGGGCUCUAGUCAGGACUUCUUCCUGAGCUGUCCCCCCUCCCUGGAACGAGUGUCCGCAUCACUUGUUCCAAGUUGCCUUAUGAGGUGGGACCCUUUACUGGCUGAUGUCAGGCAACACCGAGCUAGAAAAAAAAAAAAAAACAAAAAAACAAGAAGUGGAAUGCUGAUCUAGCUAUGGUGUGCUGUCAAUCUGAUUUGUCCAAAUAGGUACCUUGGCCAAGCUGUUCUUGGUGGAAGCUUGCAAGCCAAGGUGAUGAAUGAGGGUCUUUUUGUAACUAACAGAAAUAAACCAAUGAGAGAGAGCUGACA
Molecule: messenger RNA, 3696 nt
Organism: Mastomys coucha (southern multimammate mouse)
Lineage: Eukaryota; Metazoa; Chordata; Mammalia; Rodentia; Muridae
Product: store-operated calcium entry regulator STIMATE
Exons: 8
Coding region: 155-1009 (284 amino acids)
Biological process (GO): activation of store-operated calcium channel activity
Cellular component (GO): cortical endoplasmic reticulum; membrane
Molecular function (GO): calcium channel regulator activity
Source: RefSeq, a predicted model, not a curated record